AUGCAAGCGUCCACUGCAUUGUGCCUGGCCAUGUUGGGCCAGCAGAGCUGCCACUACGUUUCCCGGGUUGAGCUCGUUGUUUCCAGAACCUCGGCCAGCAUCGCCCUUCUCAUGAUGCUCCCACUAGUGUUGAUGUUUGUCGUGGACUUGACGGUGUACUCUGUCCAGACGUUGUUGCGCUACACGUGGCCACGCUGGGCCGCCGUUGUUGCCAGAUACACUGCGCCAUUCACGGAUUUGGCCGUCAAGGUCAAGAGCCAGAAUAUGGUGAGAAGGUUGCUCAAGACAUGGCGGGUGCCCGAGGCGCCUGGGCGCCACUUCAGGUUCACGUGGUUGGCCCGAACCGACAGAGCAGAGCACUAG
This is a messenger RNA of Candidozyma auris, 363 nucleotides long. RefSeq lists its product as uncharacterized. The transcript has a single exon. NCBI's taxonomy places the organism in Eukaryota, Fungi, Ascomycota, Pichiomycetes, Serinales, Metschnikowiaceae. The coding region runs from base 1 to 363 and encodes 120 amino acids. The record is from RefSeq and is a predicted model, not a curated record.